AAUAUGAGUAUCAGGAAGUAGAAAGUUCUUGAGAUUUCUUGUGUUGCCAAAAUAACCACUAAACGUUCAAAGUUUAACUCGGUUAAAGACCGGACCGUGUUUAAAGAAACACCAAGUGCUACAGCUGCCUACGAAGUUUAAGGGCCAGCGGAGGAGAGGCCAUGAAUCGAGUCCCACUGCAGCAGCAGAGUUGUGGGUCCUGGGAGCUGAAGGAGCGACUGGGCACCGGAGGCUUUGGGAACGUCACGCGAUGGCAAAACAAGGACACAGAGGAACAGAUCGCCAUAAAGCAGUGCCGUCAGGAGCUGAGCGAGAGAAACAAAGAGAGAUGGAUUCUGGAGAUCCAGAUCAUGAAGAGGUUGGAUCACGUUAACGUGGUUGCAGCCAGAGAGGUUCCCGAGGGAAUGCACGAAAUGAUAACCAUCAAUGACCUGCCGCUGCUGGCCAUGGAGUACUGUCAGGGAGGAGAUCUGAGGAAGUAUCUGAACCUCUUGGAGAACUGCUGUGGAAUGAGGGAGGGCUCCGUUUUGAUCCUGUUACGGGACAUUUCGUCGGCUCUGACCUACCUCCAUAAGAAGAGGAUCAUCCACAGAGAUUUGAAACCAGAAAACAUUGUGCUGCAGCAGGGAGAGAAGAGACUGAUCCACAAGAUUAUAGAUCUCGGCUAUGCCAAAGAGCUGGACCAGAGCAGCCUUUGCACCUCAUUUGUGGGAACACUUCAGUACUUGGCUCCAGAGCUCAUUGAGAGAAAGAAGUACACGGUCACUGUGGACUACUGGAGCUUCGGGACUCUGGUGUUUGAGUGCAUCACAGGAUUUCGCCCUUUCUUACCAACCUGGCAACCCGUUCCUUGGCACAACAAACUGAAGAUGAAGCAGAAGGAUGAUAUCGUCGUCUAUGAGGACCUCUUGGGGGAAGUCCGCUUCUCUAAACAUCUGCCUCAGCCCAACGACCUCAACUGUUUGCUAUUAGAGAGGCUGGAGAGGUGGCUGCGGCUGAUGUUGAAGUGGUCUCCUCAGGAGAGAGGCAAAGACCCCGACGCUACGCCCAUGGACUGCUUCUCCCAGCUGGAGGUCAUUCUGCAGCUCAAGCUGGUUCAUGUCCUGAACAUGAUCUCCGCUAAAAUCCUGACGUACUCCGUCUCGGACGAAGAGACCGUGUCAGACCUGCAGCUGAGGAUAGAGAAAGACUCCAACAUCCCUGCGGCCAAUCAGGAGCUGCUGCUGGAGGCGGGGUUAGCCCUGGAGCCUCACGGACUGGCCACGCAGUGCGCCGUUGAUUACACGGAGAUAGAUGGGCGACGGACAGACUUUCCGCUGGUCUUCCUGUUCGAUCGUUCCUGUUGCAGCUAUGAACCUCAGUUUGCUCCGCGCACCCUUCCAGAAAACAUACGCUUCAUCCAAUCCAGCCAUAAACAUGUUCUGGCCUACAGCCCUCUGAGGAGGACCUGUGGCCAGGCGUGGCACACCAUCCGCUCCCUGAAGGAGGACUGGCAAAGACUGCAGCAGGGGCAGAAAGCCGCCAUCAUGAGCCUCCUGAGGUACAACUCCUCGCUGUCCAAACAGAAGAAUGAGAUGGUGUCCAUGCACCAGAGACUCAUGGCCAAGCUGGACUUCUUCACCACCAGCCUUCACAUCGACAUGGACAAAUACCAGGAGCAGACAGCCACCGGGAUCGCGUCAGAGAAACUCAUGGGCGUGUGGAGGGAGAUGGAGCAGACUGCUGUCAGCUGUGGUCAGGCCAAGGUGAGCGAGCUGGAGGAUGAGAUGAUGCAGCUGCAGCCGGACAUAGUAGAUGUGCAGCGGCAGCCGUGGAGGAGUGGAGAGACUCUGGACACGCUUGAAGGAAAAGCCAUGGAGCUGUUCCGCAAACUCAGAGAGAAACCCAGAGACCAGAGGCUCCCAGGGGACAGUCAGGAGGUGGUGCGCCUGGUGCUUCAGGCCGUGCAGUUCUACGAGAGGAAGCUCCGAGACUUCUACACACACCUCAGUAAGACCGCAGUUUGCCGUCAGCGCGUGAUGGAGCUGCUGCCGAAGGUGGAGGGCGUGGUCCAGAGCAUGGCUGAGAGCGAACAGGUCCUGAUGAGUCUGCAGGAGAAACGACAGAGGGAGCUUUGGAACCUGCUCAAAGUGGCCUGUAGUAAAGUUCGCAGCCCGGUGAGUGGGAGCCCGGAUGGAUUACCAACCCCCUCUUCAGUACCGCCUCUGCUGACCCCCAGACACAGCUUGCAGCAGUUUGACGAGUCUCUUGUGGAGGAGAGCAGGACGUUUGAGGGGCGACUCCAGAGUCUGCUGCACGACACCAUCCAGGAUUCCCAGAGCAGUAUGGAGGUGUUGAGGGAGUGGACGUGGCUGCAUGGCGGUCAGAACUUCUCCAGCGACCUCUCCUGAGUUUGGGGUUCAUUCUUUGCGUACAUGUGGUACUCUACUGCCCCUGUGUGGAUGGGAUGCCAAACUACCGGAGCAAGUGGUAGUAGCUGUUUUGGAAAAAAUGUGAAUGGAGUAAUAGCUGCUGGCAUAUAUUUGCUUAAUGAGAUUAAGGAGUGGGUAAGCCUACUCAGGACUCCCGUCUGAACUUGUAAAAGAGGAAAAUGAACAAGCUGUUAGCGCAGUGAAGCAGAUUUAUCUUUGAUUAGCAUCAGGGGGAUUUAUUAAAACUGGAUCUUAUAUUUUUACCCAUUUGUCAUUUUAACAAAACAUGAAAUAUGUUUUGGGGUAAAGUUGCACUUCAUAAUGCACAGAUCAGCCACUUCAUUGGCAUCACGGAUGGAACCAGAUGACUCAAACCAUUUAGAAAAAUCCCAACCACAUCUCACCGACAUACAUUCCUGCAGUGUUACUGUACGCUCCUCAAAACAGCUGGAGCACACAGAGAGCUACUUUAAUCCUCAAAUCAUGAAUGUACAUUUACUUCUUUUUUUGUGUGUUAUGUGCCUAAAUGUAAAUAUGUAUCCAGUUUCUCACUGGACCUAUAUUUUAAUUGCAAAUGUUAUUUUAGUAAGACAAUCGUUGAACGGAAUGGGUGAUGUUUGUAACUGUAAAAUGACUAUCAUAAGUCUAUGCUGGAUGACUGUCUGAAUGUGAUCUUUUUUUCAUUUCUUUUCUUUCUUUACAUCUAAUAAUUAUAUAGCGGGUGGACACAGUAACAGCAACACCUGUACAAUAUUGUGCAGUCCUAGUAUCCCUGCAAUAAUUUGAAGUGCUCAUGUUGAACUAAUUUAAAUUAAAAAAAGAUGAGUUAUGGUCUAAACUAUGGGUUUAAAAUAUUUCUUUUGUUUUGCUGAAAUGAUGCAAAUGCAAAAGUAGAGUUAAAUUUAUGGAUUGUGGCAAAACUGUAAAAACUGCUAUAAAACUAACUAAAUUAACAUUUUAAUUGGCUUUACCCCCAUUACAUUUAAAUCAGUGUAUUAUAGAUAUAAUUCCAACCACUGGUAGUCUGUGUGUAGAUCCUACAAAGUGAUGAGAGAUGUUACAUAAUGUCAAGUAUCUGUGAACACACUGUAUGCUGAAGUGUGAAAAGUGAUUUGUUUUAUCUUGAAUACAGUAUUUGACUUUAUUGCAA
Molecule: messenger RNA, 3561 nt
Organism: Anarrhichthys ocellatus (wolf-eel)
Lineage: Eukaryota; Metazoa; Chordata; Actinopteri; Perciformes; Anarhichadidae
Gene: ikbkb
Product: inhibitor of nuclear factor kappa B kinase subunit beta
Exons: 22
Coding region: 162-2390 (742 amino acids)
Biological process (GO): positive regulation of transcription by RNA polymerase II; tumor necrosis factor-mediated signaling pathway; peptidyl-serine phosphorylation
Cellular component (GO): cytoplasm; IkappaB kinase complex
Molecular function (GO): protein binding; IkappaB kinase activity; ATP binding
Source: RefSeq, a predicted model, not a curated record